GCUCAGUUCGACGUCACCGGCAUGACGUGGCUCUCUGUCUAUGGUUGGUGCGAGUCGCCCCAGCUCAUUGAAUACUACAUCAUUGAGAACCAUGGCGACACCAAGGCAUUCCAAGGCAAAGAGACCGUCGCGACCGCAGAGAUUGAUGGCAGUUCUUACACUUUCGUCACAAACCCGCGCACUGGGAAACCGUCGAUCAAAGGCCAAUCCACCGACUUCAUACAAUACAUCAACAUCAGAUCGGAGCCCCGAAAUCAAGGCAAAGUUAGCACGGCCAAGCAUUUUGAAAUGUGGGGCAAAGCAAAAGGCCAAAUGAGCAAGUGUUCCCAUCAAAUCGUUGCAGUUGAAGGUGUUAAUAGCUCCGGAGAGGUCACGGUUACAGUA
Molecule: messenger RNA, 384 nt
Organism: Ceraceosorus guamensis
Lineage: Eukaryota; Fungi; Basidiomycota; Exobasidiomycetes; Ceraceosorales; Ceraceosoraceae
Product: concanavalin A-like lectin/glucanase
Exons: 1
Biological process (GO): xylan catabolic process
Molecular function (GO): hydrolase activity, hydrolyzing O-glycosyl compounds
Source: RefSeq, a predicted model, not a curated record